CAACCACGCCUCUCGAACACAACCACGCCUUCUUCGAACACAACCACGACUCCAUGAACACAACCAAACUCCUACGACCACAACCACGCCUCCUACGACCACAACCACGCCUCCUACAACCACAACCACGCCUUCUUCGAACACAACCACGCCUUCUUCGAACACAACCACGCCUUCUUCGAACACAAUCACGACUCCAUGAAUACAACCUAAACUCCUACGACCACAACCACGCCUCCUACAACCACAACCACGCCUCACAACCACGCCUUCUUCGAACACAACCACGCCUUCUUCGAACACAACCACGACUCCAUGAACACAACCUAAACUCCUACGACCACAACCUUGCCUCUUACGAAACAAAUUCAAAUUCAAAUCACAACUCAAGACUUGCCUGAAGAUACGGAAUUGUGAAAGGCAUCACAGAUAUCAUUUCCUUUUUGACGGAAAAAAGAGGCUCAGAAUCAAUCAAUCAAUCAAUCAAUAUAUAUAUAUAUACACAAAAAAAAAAAAAAAAAAAAAAAAAAAAAACACUGGCCCCAGGUUCUUACAAACACAAUCUACGGAGAUGACCUUUGACCCAAAUCGAAAAAAAAAAGCUGUCACCAGAUCACGUGACGCUGUUAAAGAUCUGAAUUUCGUCGAGUUAUCCCUACUACUGGUGUUCUUCAUAUCAUCUUUAUCGUUUUUAUUAUUUGAAUCGAUGUUAACGAUUAUCAUCUUUAUUAUCGUUAGUAUUGCUAUUACUAUUAUUGUCUUAUUAUUUAUCGGUGAUAUUGUUGAUGUAAACAUCACCAUACUUAUCAUUAUUUUUUUCAUGUUAAUAUUUUCGUCAUCAUUACUGUUCUUAUAAUUAUAAUUAUUAUUAUUAUUAUCACAAUUAUUGUUAUUAUUAUUAUUAUUGUUACAAUUAUUAUUAUAAUUAUUGUUAUAAUUAUUAUCAUAAUUAUUAUCAUUAUUAUUAUUAACUUACUGCUUUCGGCACUGAUAUCACUGAGAGUAUUGUUUCAGCUUUCUAUUCAUGCAUGUGUUUUGCACGAAAGGAGUGUAAAAAAUAACUUACGGCCAAUUUUUAUCCCAAUUAUCGACUUUAUCCGAUUAUUUCAAUAUUUGUAAUUAGAGACAGGACCUCCUAUAAUCCACCACGAGCGUGUUAUCUUCAUUGUGAAAGGUCUUUAUUUAUCUUUAUUUACACUGACUUCCGGCGAAUUGUGUUUUACUUCUUUAUUCUAUUUUAUUUCAUUUUUUUUUCUUUAUCUGUCAUUUUAACGUAAUGGAAUAAAGAAGCAGCAGCAA
Molecule: messenger RNA, 1299 nt
Organism: Penaeus vannamei (Pacific white shrimp)
Lineage: Eukaryota; Metazoa; Arthropoda; Malacostraca; Decapoda; Penaeidae
Source: RefSeq, a predicted model, not a curated record